UUCAUCACAACAAAAUCAUUUUUCCGUGUUCGUCGUCGACGAAAGAAAUUUUCCUGUUUUUAGCGUUUGUUGCUCUAAAUGUCUCCUAAUCUUGUGGCCACUAUCAUCGAGUUAGGGCAGAAGCGGAAAAAUGACGAACUCAAGGAAGUGUUGGAGAAAACCAAAUCAAAAUACCUCAUCGACCUGGUCGUUUCGAACCUACAAUCGAUCGACGGAUACACGCUCUGGCACUAUACCCUGCUGGGUUUGGGGUAUUCGGAUGCGUGCCGCGAAAAGCGGUUCGAGUUGAUUAUGGCCGUGUUACGGCACACGAACGUGGUGGAGCUUUCGACGAAGCAAAUCUUUGAUCUGAUCGCCCGCCUACUGACCGAUCUUCCGACGUUUUCCUCCGAUCAGCUGGUGGAGAUGUGCGAGCUGUGCAUCGAAUUUAUACGCGUUGGCGAUCCGAAAUGCUUGAGCUGGAAGCAUCUGCUGCCGCAAACACUCGCGCAGCUCAACGACAGUAUCGGCCGGUUCAAUGCAAACGGAAUGCUGCUGACCGGAUCAGAUUAUCGCAACAAAGUGCUCGGCGAGCUGUUCAAGAUGAAGCUGCAACCGGCGAUACUGACACCGCUGUGUGCCAUGUUCUCCGAUUUUACCCUUUCACGGGACGAAACGGCAACUUUUGUAACGAAAAUAUCGGACAGUAUCAAGCAAAUCGAACCACUGGAGCUACCUCCAUUGGCGUUUCAGCUGUUUCACGUGUGCCUGAAAAGUCCAAGCCAGCUCAUUGUGCCACUGAUGGCCCUGGAGAAGUAUUUCCACAAAAAUUACUACAAAAAAGUACUUUCUACCGCGAACAGCGAUACGACAGACUUUGACAGCAUCGAUCGUUACUCCGACAACGAGAUACGUGAAGCGGAAGAAACCAUUCUGUAUCAUCUCUCCAACGUGACCGAGUUUCGCCUGGACGAGACGCAAACGGUGGCCAUGUUCAAGCCGUUUCAGAAUAAUCCGGAAAAACUACUAACUCCCUUCCUGGUCGGUGCGCUGUUGGCAAUGAGCCGCAUCAAUCGAUUGCCCGACACAACGGAUGUCGUAUCGUCCCCGAUAAUGGCCUUCCUGAUCAAACUAAUUGCUCUCAGCGAGAAGGAGCGAGAAAUGUGCAAUCAGUCGGCAUGGUUCCGGGCACGUAUCGACUCAUCGAUAGGGUCACGCGUUGACCAGCUGUUUACGGUGCUCACGGAAAACAGCCAGGAAGGCAAAGAGGUCGUUACGCCGGGAAUUAUCCAUUUCGCCUUCGCGCUUCUACUGGCCAAAAAGCAGCCCAAGCUGCACGGCAUUGCGAUUCAGUUUUUCCAGAUCUUCCUCAAGCGCCGGUUCAUCUUCGGUAGCGGUAUCAUCGCGAAACUGAAAAAGUUUCUGUUCGGCGAUCUGCAGGAAACGCAGUUCAACCUGUGUCUUACAACACUGAGCUUGACCAAUACGCUGACGGUUGCCGAGUCAAGCGCAACGAUUGAGUUCAUUUUGGAAUACCUACUGUUGAUAGACGGUAUGUACGCCAUGCGGUUUAUGGCGUUCCUGUUUCCACUGCUAAGAAUAUCGCACACCAUCCGGGAUCGUUUUAUCGAGGUGCUGCGUAAGGCUAUGUACAAUAGUGAAUCCUCUACGCGCAUAAUGGGAGUUUUUGGAUUCUGUUCGCUGUUGAAGCAACUUAAAAAUAAUAAUGCACGUCGCUCAAUUAUGGGAUCUGCAGGUGGGAAUUACACACAGCUAUCCAUCUCCGGGAUGUCUCUGCUAUCGCAAGCAGCCUAUGGUUCGGCCAGCAACCCCAACCUACACUUCGAUAUGCUUACCCUUGAGAUUAUGGGAAUAUUGAGAAAAUGUCUCACGCAAACGGUCGAGGUGCGCAUGAUGCUCUACGAGGCGCUGGGACGGGCGGUUGACUUCAACACGAUGCUUCUCCCACACGCACUGCAGUUUAUUGAUUGGCAUUUUGAAAGUUACUUCGGUGAAAAUACGGACGAUAAGCUGAUUAUCGCGUUCGACAAGUGUGUCCGGUAUUGCAACGACAUCGAGCAUGAGGAUCAACCCGAUCUGCUGCGUCCAAUCGUUGUAUACGAUAAUGUAGGACGCUUGACGGCGUUCAUGGUACACUGUAUAGUGCUCUGCGAUCAGCAUAAUAUCCAGCACGACACCAAUGCCGUCAAAAAGACGCUUCAGUUAAUUGUCGAUCGUGUAGAUAGCAUCACGUCCGAUGAGCUAGGGAUUAUGGGCACAUUGGACACCAGAGCAAUAGUGGUUGCUAGCCAGUAUUUGAACGUGAUCGAAGCUGCGAUGGCAUAUUGCGCUUGGAAGAUGAAUCCCGAUAAUGGACUGUCGCGGGAUCUGUUACGUCUAUUCAAGCAUCAUCAGCAAUGUGUCGAAAAUUUUAAGAAAAUGGAACCAAAAAAAGGCAACAAAAAGCACAUGCCUGACAAUACCAUGAAUAGCUCCGGAUAUCAUUUGUCAUCUGUAAAGCAUGGAAUAUCGUUUAAACCGGAAAACAUCUGGGAUAUCGCCACGGUUGAGAGAAUGCUACGAAUUACAUUCGAUAUCUCAACAAACUACGCCAGAGAAGACGAUCUAAAAACGUUGCGCUCCAAAAGAGACUUCCAGCAGCAUGUUCUUAAAACUGCUGGCCAUAUGAUGGAAACGGUUCGUAAUCUGCCGGAUUACUGGCAGGUUAGUCACAGCAAGCGAACCUUUUCACAUCUUUGCGAAUGCACCAAAGUCGUGUACGUUCGAUGCGUCCGCCAAACGACGGAACUGUGCGGUAAUGGGGGAUUGCUGGUGGCGCAAUCUGCUAUCGAGUGCUUUCGGCAAUCAUUGAUUUCAGCGCUUGAACUGUUCGAGCGGAAGUUCAGCGAGUUCCUUCAACUUAUAUCAUGCACGAUUGGAUUGACUUUUAUAAUGGAUUUACUAAAGGAUAUGCACACGAUCAUCGAUCAGUUGUUUGCCAAUGAGUCGGAGGCGGGAACGAUCGGAGAGAAGAUCGUUGUUGGAAUUUUUCAGUGCCUUGAGCUGCUGUACAAAUCUCAUAUCAUGCAUCAGGAUCACCUGACGCUCGGUUACGAUUGGCUGCAGCAGUUCUGUGUCAACACAAAGCUCAAACCGAAACCAUUCGCCAUCGUGCAUCGCAUCCUGUUCGAUCUGCGGUCGAGGACUCAAAGUGGUGCCUAUUUCGAUUCCGUCGCUAUGCGGUUGGAGCUAAAGUUUGGACAGAUAACGGAGGAGGAAUUGAAUCCUCCCUUUUACCUUAAAUCCAUCACAUCCGGUACGGUAGACCCGACUUUCCAUCAUUUGUGUGCCGUUGUACGGUUGCAGCUGGAAGAGAUUGAACACUUGAUAUUGCGUAGCAACAGUCUGCUGGCACGGUUAAAGGUCCUUGGGUUGGACGAUACGGAUGAAACUACACAGUUGUUAAAAUCAAUCGAACGCUCAAUGUGCUCGCAGUUGGUGCACAUUCUCACAACCCUUACGCAUCUGUGUAACAUGCAUUUGCCACUAGGUUCGGCAAUGGACACUCUGCUUAAGCUACUGCUGUCGAUGUACAACUGUCUGGCCAAUUUGAGCCGCCACUUUCUGGCUUGCCAUCCAAUCGUACCAGUUUCCUAUGAAGUGACAAAAUUCAAUCUCGUAGUAAAAGCUACUAAACCCUUGGCUUCCAGGAUCUACGAUCUUUUCCCGUUUAUCGAGGAGAACAUACUGGCUCAGGAUGAAGCACAGGAUGAUGGUGAAGAAGCGGUAGGCAAACGGUCGGUUGAGAGUUCAGCGAAGGCCAAAUCCAAUCGCGACAAAGUGCUACGGCAGACGAAAUUCCUUCCAAGGCUGGUGUUUCGUAUCGAAUCGUACAACAAGAUUGUCACUCAGCUAAGCAGGAAGACGAAGAAAGACCUAACAUACCUACUGCACAUGGGAACGGUGCGCGAUUUUCGCAUCAAAACCUCCGCCUUGAAAGAAGCAAUAGAGAAAACAGUAACUCACGGUGGAGAUGAUGAUGAAUCCAACGAGGAAGCAGAUCUCGAGCCGGAGCUCGAUCGUGACGAAGGAGAGGAUGACAUUGAGGCGAGCAUUGAUCGAUCGGCUUGUUCUAAUCGCUCAGAGGUGAUGCGGGCUGUACCAACAGGACGAGCGUCAGAUAUCAGUGGGGAGGCGCUAGCUCUAAAGAAUCUAGCCAGACUCAAUGAACGCACUCGUAAGGCGGCGAAAAAGCGUGCCAUUCAGUCGGUGGACGAUGGUGAAGCAACAGACACUGCACCGAAAAAAUUGAAAUCGGUGAAAAGGAAAGCAGCAAAAUCUCCGAAGAUCAACAAGCGGGUACUUGAGGAGGUGAAUAGGGACACCGAAAACCGGUCGGCUCUUGACCCACCGGCAGCCCUAUCGCGAACGCGAACGUUGGGAUUACCGAGACGAAGUGCAAGGAAGAGUGAUGCAUGAUAAGCGUAAGGAGCGUAAGUGAAGCAUUCCUGGAUCGACUAAAUUUACAGAUUAUUCGUAAGCGCAUCUACUAACGUAACUUGGAACGAAAUUUUUGAAAAUGGUGCCGCGCUUCCGGUGUUGAGAUCGUUUACAUCAUUUCGGGGCUUCGGAAGUCGAAAACAGGGCCGACUCCCUAACCCACAGUUUGAUAAACAAUAAAGAUAUCGCGUGACGCCGCAGCAAAUUGUCGCGCAGCAGCA
Anopheles aquasalis is the source of this 4700-nucleotide messenger RNA. RefSeq names its product Fanconi anemia complementation group I (gene FANCI). The record is from RefSeq and is a predicted model, not a curated record. Gene Ontology annotation, biological process: DNA repair. Gene Ontology annotation, molecular function: DNA polymerase binding. Lineage: Eukaryota; Metazoa; Arthropoda; Insecta; Diptera; Culicidae.